ACAAUGAUGGAGAGUUGAACAUAAAAGCAUAUACGGGUGUGCCGUUAGUAUAUGUUGCUUCUAAAGACCCACUAAGCCCCUUAAAUAUAGAUGCAGAUAAGAAAAAAUCAACCUGGAAAGAAUUGCAAGAAUUGCAAGACGCUAAUGAAAAGUCUAGUGAAAAUAUACUUGGGGCGGAAAUUAAUGAAAAGCCUAAUGACAAUAUACUUGGGAUGGGUAUUGGAGAAAAAUCUAAUGAUAAUAUACUUGAGGAGGAUGCAUGUAUUUUAUUUCCGAUUGCUGAGGUCACAUAUAGUAGUAAAUAUUUAAAAGAUUUUCAUAAUAUAACCAAUGAUUAUACUGAAUAUGGUCAAUUUUUUGCAAAUAAAUUACUUGUUGGAGGAAAAUUGGUUCUUAAAAACUUUGCUAAUGCAAAACCAAAACAACACGAACAUUUAAAGUCGCAUUUGGUCUGGGCAUUUGAUGCAUCCUGCUCAAACAAGGAGAAUCCAAUAGAAGGGGCAACUAUUUAUGAUUUUCCUAUUAUUGAAACAACGAACGAGGAUAAAAUAAAAACUCCAAAAGACCUAGCUAGGUGGAUGAAACGCUUAUAUGAGGAUAAUGCAGCAGAAAUUAUAUCGUAUGAGGAAGUUGUCCCUAUUUACGCAUUGAUUGAGAAACUUGAAGAUAAGUCUAUUAGAUUUACUAAACGCUUAGUUCCUGGCAUCACGCAUAAGCAUAAAGAGUUUACUCUAAAAGAUUGGACUAAUGACACACCAUCGACAAAUUUACUAACAUGGAUUAAUAAGUUUAAUUUUCAUUAUGGAGUUUUGGUUGACCAAUUUAGAUUUUCAUUUGCUAAAAAGUGUGCUAUAAAUUUUAUUCAAGGACCAAUUGUCACUAAGCUUAAUUUAUCAUAUUUACAGACAAUUCGACCCAAAACACUUAUAGAAGAAACCUUAUUAAAGCAUGAUGUUAUUAGCAAAUUAGAUCCAAUUCCAUUUGUAACAAUUGCGGAAAGAACUACUUCGCAAAUUAGCAACAUAAAAUAUUUCUUUGUGAGGCAAGAAAUUGUUAAAAUUUCACUUGAAACUUAUGAUUGUAUUAAAGCUUCAUCGGAUUUUGAACAAGCUGUAAAGGAUGCUCUCGAUAAUAUUAAGCCUUAUCAAAAGCUUCAGCAAGUGUUUAAUGAUUUUGGACAUUUUUUGCCACAGACAAUAAUUUUGGGCAGACAACUUAAAGAAAUGUUACCAAAUCCCAUGAAGUCAGAUUCACCAGACGAUGAUAAGAUCCAGAUUGUAGCUUCAUCACAAGAUGAUAUUGAUGAAGCGUUUGAACAAAUAAAAGAAUCGAAUUGUAAGAAUUUAUUAGGAUCAGAUGGAAAGAUUAGAAAACAAAAUAAAAUUUAUGAUUGGCUUAAAUUAAAUGAGAAUGAUGAUAAAUUAGUGGAUAAUAUCCGAAUACAAAAUAUUCGCCCACUGUACGAAAUUCUUGAAGAAGAAUUGCGACAUGAAGUUGAGAUAAUUUGGAAGAAUAGAUUAGAUAACAGAAUAUUGUUAACAGGUUUCACUAACAUUAGUAAAGAUAACCUUACUGAAGUUAACUUUACUGAGGCACAUAUUCGUAUUGAUUUUAAAGAUCGUUUAGAUGAUAAUUGCUUUCAUGUUUUUGGACAUGUUGUCAAUGAUGAUCAUGAUAAGUUAGAAGGAAUAGUUGUGAGAUUUGAUUUAUUUGAUUAUUAUGGAUUCUCUGCAUUUGUUACUUUUAAUCAAA
Molecule: messenger RNA, 1752 nt
Organism: Racocetra fulgida
Lineage: Eukaryota; Fungi; Glomeromycota; Glomeromycetes; Diversisporales; Gigasporaceae
Source: the annotation of a GenBank genome assembly